CGGGAGCGCCGGGAAUCACUGCCGGGAUCGGCGGGAGUCACCCCGGGGGCGGCGGGAGUCAGCCGCGGGAUCGGCGGGAGCGAUCCCGGCUGCUGCUGCCCGGCGGGAGGCGAUUGCCGGGCGCCGCCGCCUGAGGGAGCGCACAGCGCUUCCCAGAUUUCUGCGCACAGAUCAAAAUCUUGUGGCUGCACUUAAAACCCAGAAGAUGCUGUGCCGGUGGCACAAGGAGCAACGCGGCGCGGCGACAUUGCCAUAGGAUGGUGAGCGUCGGUGCUGCUCCAGCCUGGAAUUCCUCGGGGGAGGAGCCUUUCCAGGGGUGUCCCGAAGGAUGGAGAAGAAGAAAAUCCUGAUGAAGUCCAAGGUUGCUGCUCCCAACCUGCUGAGGGCUCUGCAUUCCCUGUACCGGCUCGGGCACCUCUGCGACGUGACGGUGCUCACCCAGCACCUGGGAAUUCAGGAGGAAUUCCCGGCUCACAAAGCCGUCCUGGCAGCUUCCAGCAACUACUUCAAGGGGCUUUUCCUGCAUCAGGAGAUGCUGGACACCAAGAAGUGCACGGUGACUCUGCAGGACAUCUACACCGAGGAGUUCACCUCCUUUCUGGAGUUUGUGUACACGGCAGAGGUGGAGAUCGAGGCGGGAAAGCUCCAGCGGAUGAAGGAAAUAGCAGAACGGCUGGAGUGCCAGGAUUUGCUUGACAUCUGUGAGGAGGUGAAGGCAGAGGGCAGGAAGGGCUUGGACUUGAGCCUCCACCCAAAAGGGCAGAGGGGUGGAAAUGGGGGAUCGCAGUGGCCCCGCAUCCAGCAAGAGGAGAACCCCAGGAACUCUUCCCAGGUCCUGGCAAUUCCCAUGCAGAGGAAACUUUGGGAUCGGCAGAAACAUAAGGAAUUGCUGGUGGGCUACGAGCUCAUUGGAGGCCAAGCUGGAGGCCUGGAGCAGGAGGCCAUGGCUUUUCCAGCCCCAAAAUCCAGGCCGGCAAAGCUGCCCCGCUGCAACAAGGCGCCCUCCCCGAGCAGACUGGGUGUGGAUAUCACCAGCCUGGAGAACAAGGAUGGCCGUUCCCUCCGCAGGGGGCAGGAGCGGAAGCGGGAAUCCCAGGCGUGUCCCUACUGUGACAAGGCCGGCAGCUCCAAGUGCGGCCUGGCCGGGCACCUCCGGAGCCACACCGGGGACAGGCCCUUCCAGUGCCAGCGCUGCCCUGCCAGCUUUGCCCACAGGGCUGCCUACACCUCCCACCUCAGGAAAAUCCAUGAGUGUGGGCAAGAGAGGAAGCUCCUGCCUGUCUAUUGGAUGGUGGUUCCACCCACACACGGCCCAAACCCCACCAGCCGUGACCAAGAUCCCGACGGAGAGACUUGGGAUGGGACACCAGAAACCUCGGGGUGUGAGGAAGAUCCCGGGAAUUCAUCCAUUGCCGAAGCAGGCAGGAGUGAGGAGCAGGAGGAAUGGAGGCAGGAAUCCCAGGAAGAUGAAGGAGGGAAUGGAGAUGAAGGUGGAAUGAGCGUGAAGGGCGAGGAGCAGGGAGACUACGACGCGGGAUACUCAGAAGUUGAAGGAAGCAGGGACAACGAGGAAUGUUCCGAGGAGAAGGAAAAGGAGGAUGAAGCCUCAGCAGAGAAGGACCCUGAACCAGGGUUUAAACUAAAGAAAGCCAAUAAAAGCGUGGCCAACAAGAAAUCUGUCUGCGUGAUCCGCUGCGACAAGUGCCAGGAGCAGUUCGCUUCCCGGAAAAAAUACGUGGAUCACUGCCGGGAUGUGCACCAGAGCCUGCCCGGCAAGGCGUACCAGUGCGAGGUGUGCAGCAAGGCCUUCGCCAGCUACGCCAGCUGGAAGGAGCACCGCGCCUGCGUCCACAGCGAGGAGAGGAGCUUCUCCUGCAGCCUCUGCCAGGCCACCUUCAAGAGGAAGCGGGACGUGAGGACCCAUUCCGUGCGGAAGCACGAGGGCAGGGCCAAGCGGCCGCUGUGCUCCGUGUGUGGGAAGAUCCUGAGCUCCCGCACGGCGCUGGUGUUCCACAUGCGGACGCACACCGGCGAGAAGCCCUACGAGUGCGGCGUGUGUCGCUCCAGGUUUGCUCAGCCUUCCCAGCUCAAGAUCCAUACCAGGUCCCACACGGGGGAGAAGCCCUACGUUUGUGAGGACUGCGGCGCUUCCUUUGCCGACAAAGGAAAACUCACCGGCCACAAGAGGACACACACAGGAGAGCGCCUGUUCCGGUGCGACGUGUGCGGGAAGCACUUUGCCACCAACGAGUACCUCAAGUGCCACAAGCGCUGUCACCUGGGAGCCAAACCCUACAAGUGCGAGGUCUGUGGGAAAACCUUCGGACUCAGAGCCUCCCUGGCCCAGCACAGCAACGUCCACGCAGAGACCCGCCCCUAUUUCUGCGAGCAGUGUGGGAAGGCCUUCACCCAGCAGGGAGCGCUCCGGCGGCACCAGCGCAUCCACACCGGGGAGAAACCCUACAAGUGCCGGGCCUGCGACAGGACCUUCACCGACAUGUCCACCCUGCGCCGGCACGUGGCGAUCCACGACCGGAAUGCUCACUGGAGAAGCUUCUUGAUCGACCUCACACCAAAAAAAGACCACAACUGGUCCAAAAUAGAGACUUUCACGGAAGUGCAUCCGGGAGGAGAUUCCAUGCCGGAAGUUUGGUCGGUUGACCACGGGAAGCUUUAUAAACCAGAAAGUGCUAAAGCAGCAGCACACGUGGCACCUGGGGCUGGGGACACCGGGGACGCUGAUCCCUCCCUUCUCUAUUUAUAAGCUCAGUUUUAGCCCCAGCAAUGGGCGGUUUGAGGCAGAAUGGUGGGAAUUACCCUUUGGAAUGCAGCGAAUCGCUCCCAGUGGUCACUGCAGCUGCCUCGGGAGCUGGAUUACAGGUGGCAAAGGGGUAAUUCCUCAUGAGGGUAUUUAUUGCAGUGAAAUGUUUCGAUCUGUCCGGAGUUUAUUUUUCCCAAAGCUGUGGGAGAAUCCCACUGGGAAUGGGCAGGGCGGGGUGUGUGGGUGUUCAUACAAACACAGCGCGGUGCCGCCGCUGUAAAUCACCAAUGCUUCCUUUAAUAAAACCGUCAGUGCCGCCCA
Messenger RNA from Corvus hawaiiensis (hawaiian crow), 3082 nucleotides. RefSeq names its product GDNF-inducible zinc finger protein 1-like. Gene Ontology annotation, biological process: regulation of transcription by RNA polymerase II. The coding region runs from base 329 to 2764 and encodes 811 amino acids. Gene Ontology annotation, molecular function: protein binding; DNA-binding transcription factor activity; RNA polymerase II cis-regulatory region sequence-specific DNA binding. The transcript is spliced from 8 exons. Lineage: Eukaryota; Metazoa; Chordata; Aves; Passeriformes; Corvidae. The record is from RefSeq and is a predicted model, not a curated record.